Cercopithifilaria johnstoni is the source of this 264-nucleotide messenger RNA. Lineage: Eukaryota; Metazoa; Nematoda; Chromadorea; Rhabditida; Onchocercidae. The record is from the annotation of a GenBank genome assembly.
AUGUACAGUCUAAUUGUUAUCAGAAUUGCCGAAUCACCGGCAAUAUCAGAAGAACAAUUUAGAACGAUAGUACCAAAUGUGGAAAAUUUCGAAUCAAUAGAUGAAUAUGGUCGAAAUAUAUCACGCAUACAAAUACCACGAAGUAUACUUUAUGAAAAUGCUAUUGAAAUUAAAAAAAUUUAUGAAAAAAAUGACGAUGAUGAUGGUGAUAAUGAUAACGAUAAUGAUAGUGAUAAUGGUGAAGAACGGAUGAAUAUAUUAUAA